AUGUCUCGCUCCAGCCGAGUUGGCCGAGUUGCCCGAGUUGUUUUUGUUGGUUUUCUUGUUGCUCUGCUGGUCAAAUGGGCACCGCUGGACUUCUCGGUGGCGCGCAAGGGCACCGCACCAGCAGCUCUUCAGGCCGCGCCAGAGUUGGGCUUUGGAAAGUACCGCGAGAAAACGAUUCUGGAUGUGGUGAACGAGGAUCCAGACUAUUGCAGAUGGAUAGUGGAUACAUACAAUUCUGCUCCUGAUGAUUGCACCGAAAAGUUGAAGAUUGCGGCAGAGUGGAUCCAGGAAAACAAUCCUGAGAUCAAUGAGGGAAGACUCAUGGGCUUUGGGAAGCACAGGAGCGAAACGAUGGAGUGGGUCUACGAAAACGAACAAGACUAUACAGCUUGGGUCAUGUCAAAGUUUAAGGAAGCAGACAAUGACCACGGCGGCAAAUUGGCAGCCUUUGCCAGAUAUGUCCUUGAGCGUCAAGAAAACGAGGAAUGA
Messenger RNA from Cladocopium goreaui, 489 nucleotides. NCBI's taxonomy places the organism in Eukaryota, Dinophyceae, Suessiales, Symbiodiniaceae. The record is from the annotation of a GenBank genome assembly.